CGCACGAUUUAUUUCAUUGUUUUAAUUUUUAAAAAAAGAACCUCCUCAUAUCUUCUUCAUUAAUAUUUAUUCCAUUAGUUUGUAAAUAAUACAUCCUCACAAAAUAAUAGAAUAAUAGGUUCAUCAUCACACCUAAUAAUAAUUUUUCAUCAUCAUUUUGUUCAUUCCGUGAGAAUAGCAAAAAAAUAGCAUCAUCAUGAUUAAUAAUAAUAAUAGUGAAGAAGAUUUAUCGGCAACUAGUAUCAAUUCUAAUGAAGAGGAUUUUAAUAGUACAACAGCUGAAACAACAGUUUCUUCAACUACCACGACAACAAUAACAACAGAAGAUUAUAAUGCCUUGAAAAAGAAGAAGGAGACUUUUCCUCCAUGGAAUCCAACUCUUCUCACUCAACUUGUAAAGGAGUCGGAAGAUGAUUUUGAUGUUUUUGGUGGUGAAGAGAAGAAUGAUCAACAAGAAACUAGCUAUGAACCUUCUGCCUACUUGAGUAAGAUUGAAAAGUUGAUAAAUUCAAAGGAGAAACUUCCUGUCUCUUCGGAGAAUACCAAGAGAAAAUUCGAACAAGCAUUUAUUGAAGUGUGCGAUAGAGUGAAGGAGAGAUUUUUGCAACAAUUUGUGGAUUUGGAAAAGGAGUACAAUUAUUUGAAAGAUGAAUUGUAUGGAUAUGAGAAUGUGGCAGACGAUACAAAGGAAUGUGAUUGUGUGGAAAUGAUGAGAUAUAUUGAUUAUUUGGAUCAAAGAUUUGGAAUUUCAUUUAACGAAGAGGAUUUUGAUGUUCAUAAAUGUUGUUGUGGAGAUGUCAUGUGUUAUUGGAAUAGAGCAAAUGCCUUCUACAAGACAGCCUGUAAAGAUACUAUGAAUUCUGACAUGAGGUUGUGUCUAUCGGCAGUGAGCGACAUUACCUACGUGCUUCAACAUUUAGAUGAGCAAUACGAGGACAAGACUUUUGUGGCAGUGAAAAAGAUACAGGCCUUGGAAAAGAGAGCUUUAUACUUGUGCGAUUUGGUCUUUACUCUUGGUAACAACUCGACUACCUACUCUGUUCAGAGGUUUGAGAGUCUGGUAUUUGGUGAUGAUGAUGAAUUGGACAAUACAAAGAGUAUUAGUGCUAGAAUUUCCGGGAAAUUAAUUUAUGAAUUGGCUCGUAAAGAUAUCAAGGAGUGCUUUAACUUGUACAAGUCACAUCUACUCAGGUUUGGAGGAGAGGAAAAUUACAGUAUUGUUACGAAAGGAUUCGAAAAGGUAAAACAGACGGAUUGUAAUUGUGUGGAUUAUUUAAUGCUUCCAUCUCACAUGUUGAUUGAGACAAUGCUGUCUUUGAGUGGGAGUAUAUUUUGGUCGUAUGGAUGCUUUGCUAUGAUGGAAUCUGAGCGGGCCUAUUAUUUCAAAUUAGCAAAGACUUGCCUCAAAAUUAGUGUCAAGAUCUUUCCAAAUUAUAAGAAUUCAAUUUUAUACUCCAUUUACCUACGUGAUCAGUUAAAGUAUAGUGCCAGAGUAAAACUGAUUGAUUACGCAAUAGAAUUUCACGAAAGAAUUACAAAACCAGAGUUUGAAGGUCCUGAGUGGUUGUCAGAGAGAUUUUACAGAGAAUGCCUUUACAAUAGAUUUUCCAGUAUUUGUAACAAUGACUGCCACGAGGAUGGUAGCUUGAUUACUCUUUACAACAAUAAGGCUCUACAGUUAAAGCUAAUGGGAAGGUUGAACGAUUCGGCAGAAACCUAUCAGAAAUUACUGGACAAGUACAUUCUUCCUGAAUACAAGAAAUUUGAGGACUUGAAGAAGCUAACUCGAAGAGCUAAAAAUACAGAAGAGCUAGCAAGAAUACGUGACUAUAAGGUGCUCAAACAACAACAUGCCUUUAUUAUCAAUAAUAGAGGAUUUACAUUUAUUUCUCUGGAAAAGUAUCAAGAGGCCAUUAAUGAUUUUUACAAUGCAGACUUGUUGGAUGAAACUCAGCAAAACUAUUCACACAAUCUCGGAUUUGCCUACUCUGCUGCUGAGGAUCAUCUAAAUGCUGUACUAUGGUAUACUAAUUGUAUAGAUCGUUUUGGUAAUAAUAUUCAAUUUUCUGAUGACAUCAGUGACACGUAUAGAAAUAGAGCCAUGUCUUUACUGGACUUGAAAAAAUAUGAGCUUGCCAUUUUGGAUUUCAAGUAUUAUAUUGAUUUUAUCUAUACAAGAUACGACUCGGAUGAUAUGGGAGAAAACAUUAAAGAACAACUCGCAAGCUCAUUCUUUUAUAUGGCCAGAUGUAAGAGUGAAAUUGGAUUAAUAUUUAGUGGAAUGAACGAUUUGUUAAUUUCGAGAGAAAUCAAUAUAGAAUUGGAUUUAUAUGAUCAUAAUGAGUGGGGAGAAGAAUUUAAUAUAAUGUGUAGGCGAUUCUUCUUUACAAUUUAG
Naegleria gruberi is the source of this 2395-nucleotide messenger RNA. RefSeq lists its product as uncharacterized. The transcript has a single exon. The record is from RefSeq and is a predicted model, not a curated record. Bases 197 to 2395 code for a protein of 732 amino acids. Gene Ontology annotation, molecular function: protein binding. NCBI's taxonomy places the organism in Eukaryota, Heterolobosea, Eutetramitea, Acrasida, Naegleriidae.